Molecule: messenger RNA, 1551 nt
Organism: Malaclemys terrapin pileata
Lineage: Eukaryota; Metazoa; Chordata; Testudines; Emydidae
Gene: CFAP300
Product: cilia and flagella associated protein 300
Exons: 6
Coding region: 211-1041 (276 amino acids)
Source: RefSeq, a predicted model, not a curated record
UUGACUUACUGCAGAUCUUUUCAGUGUUUUUCAGGCAUGUAAAGAGCUGUUUGGAGGACAGUUCCUGAAGCAAAGUUAAUUGCUGUUAUUUUAAAUAAAAUAGUAUAGAUAUCAGCCUUGCAAAAUUCUUCUUGCCCUAGAAGAGUAAUUUUUUAAUCUAUUGGACAGAUGAAUAAAAUAUAAUGAAAAAAAUAAUUAUCAACAGUUGUCAUGAAAGGGUUAGAGUGUGGUUUUUGUGCCUGGGCUAGAAAAUAUCUAGAUAAUUUUCAACUGCUGAUAUAUUCUAAAGGGAUGUGUCCAGUGUGUGUGUUUUUUAAUAUUAUUACUUAUCAUGUUCUGGGUUUCAGGUCCAUGCAUGGCAGAAUCACCGUGCAAGCAUUCAGUUUUGACCAACAUUUUAAGGCCUAUCAAAAGGAUGAAUUUGUUAAGGCAUUUUUUAAUGAUCCAAAUGUUAGCGCCAAUUUGAAAUUGCUUACAGCUUCUGGACAGUGGACUACUCUAGGUACCAAAGUGAAAAAAACUGAAGCCAUAGUUGUUCCCUGUACACAAGUUUCCAUGUCAUUUUUUGACCGACUGUACUCUGAAGGAGUUGUUAGAGAAACUGGCCAUAUUGUUAAGUGUUAUGAUGACUAUUAUGAUGGCAUUCCCAUCUCAGAUGAGUUAAGAAAGGUUUUGCUUCUGGAAGAUUCUGACCAUUUUGAUUUAUUCAGCCAGUCAAAUCGUGAGGAGUUUCUCUUCUGUCUUUUUAAGCAUCUUUGCCUUGGAGGAACUCUCUGUCAAUUUGAAGAUGUGCUUGGUCCAUACUUAGAAACUACAAAGGCUUUAUAUAAAGAUCUUGUAAGUGUUCAAAAGGAUCCUGAAACAAAGGAAAUAAUUAUUACAUCAAUUAUCUUCAAAGUUUCUGCAUAUGAUGAUAACGGUAUGUGCUAUCCUUCAACCAAAAGCCAUGAACAGACAUUUGCCUACUUCAUUGUGGAUCCUCUGAAACGACAUGUUCAUGUUUUGUACCAUUCUUUUGGGGGGAGCUUAUUUUUUAACUGAUUUAUUCUUAAUCUCCAAUUCUACGUAUUAGCAGUAUAAUGGAAUGGAGGAGCUCGUCUUUUUAUAUGGAAUUAAUUAAAAAUUCCAUAGUUCCAUUCCCUUCAAUGAAAUACACAUUGCCUGCCUAUGCAAAAAUGUGAACUGUGAUAUACAUUUUACGUAGUUUUUGUUGAAUGAUUAAGAAAGGAUGUUUUAUGUUCACAGAUAAAUCAUAAUUUUAUACAAAAAGUUUAAAAAGUCUUUGUUUUUGCUAAAUUGACUUUAACUGUAAGAUUCAGAUCCUGCAAACACUGAUGCUUGUACAUACUUUUACUUAUUUAUAUAGCUGCCUAAGCCCGCCUUGAAGGCAAUGGAACUAAUCAUACAUAAAUCUUUACAGGAGUGGGCCCAUAGUGAGUGCAUCAGACUAUCUGAAUUCUUACAAGGGUCCAUGGAUCUUGCUGUUCCAACCCCCUACAUUUUGUUACCUGUUGUGUUUCAAAAGCCUCAAUAAAUAUAUAAAAACUCUUA